UACAAUAAUAAUAAUAAUACUCCUACUGCACCAUUUCUUUGACUAUUGACAUUCAUAGACCCUUUCUUCUUCUUCUUCUUCUUUUGCUUUUCAUUUUCGUUUUCGCUUUUCAUAACUACAAAUUCCACUUCUUGUUUGUUUCAUGAUCAAUUGAAGAACAACAACAACAAUCCAAUCAUCACACGAACAUGUCAAACAAGAAGAAGGUACUGUCUGUAGAAGAUGUGAUAAAAUCCGUUGGAUUAGGUUUCGAUCUCACCAACGAUCUCAAGCUCAAAUCCUGCAAAUAUAACUCCAAAUUGAUUGCUAUUGAUCACCAGAAUCUCCGUACGGUUCAACUUCCCGGUCGCGUUUCAAUUCCCAAUGUCCCCAAAUCCAUCAAUUGCGAUAAAGGCGACCGGAUGAGAUUGUCUUCUGAUGUUCUCUCUUUUCAGCAGAUGUCGGAGAAGUUCAACCAGGAGGUGUCGUUGUCGGGGAAGAUUCCGACGGGCCAUUUCAAUUCUGCGUUUCAGUUUUCAGGAGUUUGGCAAAGAGAUGCUGCCAAUACCAAGAGUCUUGCAUUUGAUGGUGUCUCCGUUACACUUUACAACAUAGCACUUGAUAAAGCGCAUGUAGUUCUGAGUGAUCAUGUCAAACGAGAUGUUCCUUCGUCAUGGGAUCCCGCUGCAUUGGCUAGGUUCAUUGAGAAAUAUGGAACCCAUGCUGUAGUCGGGGUGAAAAUAGGGGGAACCGAUAUAAUUUAUGCUAAGCAGCUGUAUUCGUCUCCUCUACAACCUUCUGAUGUACAGAAAAAAUUGAAGGACUUGGCAGACGAAUUCUUCCUCAACCAGGCUGGACAAUAUAACAAUAAUGAUGGGACAUUUAAUAAGAAAGAAAAGUUUAUGAAGGACACCGGACUAGGAUUCCUGGAUAUUCAAGCUCAGUCCUACCAUGAAUCAGAGGUUCAGGAUAUCAAGUUUAUGUGCAAAAGGAAAGGUGGAAAUGGGAGGAACAAUUUAAAACAUAAUGAGUGGUGCCAAACCGUUUUGUCUCAACCUGAUGUAAUAUCAAUGUCAUUCAUACCAAUUACAUCUCUACUUGGUGGAAUAAAUGGGAGCGGAUAUUUAACCCAUGCCAUAAAUCUCUAUUUAAGAUAUAAACCAACAAUUGAAGAACUGCAUCAAUUUUUGGAGUUCCAGCUUCCAAGGCAAUGGGCCCCUGUAUUUGGUGAGCUUGUCCUUGGUCCUGAUAGGAAGUCGCAUACUUCUUCAUCUUUACAGUUCAGUUUCAUGGGUCCUAAGCUCUAUGUGAACACAACAUCGGUUGAUGUAGGAAUGAAGCCCGUGACAGGCCUUCGAUUGCAUUUGGAAGGAAAGAAAAGUAAUUGUUUGGCAAUCCAUUUACAGCACCUCUCCUCCCUCCCCAAGACAUUCCAACUUGAAGGAGAGACUAAUGGAAAUGUAUCCUAUGCCUCUUCAGAACGCAGGUAUUACGAAAAGGUUCAGUGGAAGAGUUUCUCUCAUAUUUGCACGGCUCCUGUAGAAUCCUACGAUGACAAUUCUGUUGUGACUGGUGCUCACUUCGAAGUGGGAGAAGCUGGUCUAAAGAAAGUUCUCUUCUUAAGACUUCAUUUCUCUAAAGUUGCCAAUGCAAGACAAGUGAAAGCACCUGAAUGGGAUGGUUCGCCUGGCUUGACUCAGAAAUCCGGAAUGAUCUCAACUUUCAUCAGCACUCGGUUUUCAGGUCCACAAAAACUGCCACCGCCACAGCCAUCAGACGUAAAUGUCAAUUCUGCUUUAUACCCUGGAGGUCCUCCUGUACCUGCUCAAUCACCUAAACUUCUGAAGUUUGUUGACACAACAGAAAUGACAAGAGGACCACAAGAUUUGCCUGGCUACUGGGUUGUGUCCGGGGCAAGGCUUUACGUGGAGAAGGGUAAAAUAUCGCUUAAAGUAAAAUAUUCUCUUUUAACCGUGAUUUUACCAGAUGAAGAGACGGGGAGUUAUUGAAAGUAUCAAAUGCGAAAGAGGUGGAAGAAUGAAGAUGAAUUUUUUUCCGGUCAAGUAGCUCAAUGAGAUGUGCAUGUGUACAUAAUAGUGUCUGAUUCUUUUCUGUUGUACAUUUUCUCUAUUCAUUAUAGGUGUUACUAUUUGAUGUUGUCAUUAUUAUUUGUGUAUGUAUGCAUGUAUACCUACACAACAGAUCGUUUGGGAGAAUUCUUUGAUGUGGUGUUGAGAAAAGUUUGUGUAACACCUUAGUCUUUUUGUCGGAAUGUUUUUGAAUGUGUUUCUGCGUUA
Vicia villosa (hairy vetch) is the source of this 2276-nucleotide messenger RNA. Its product is annotated as MACPF domain-containing protein At4g24290-like. NCBI's taxonomy places the organism in Eukaryota, Viridiplantae, Streptophyta, Magnoliopsida, Fabales, Fabaceae. The transcript has 7 exons. Bases 189 to 1988 code for a protein of 599 amino acids. The record is from RefSeq and is a predicted model, not a curated record. Gene Ontology annotation, cellular component: plasma membrane. Gene Ontology annotation, biological process: plant-type hypersensitive response; regulation of salicylic acid mediated signaling pathway.